CACCAUUGGGUACAUCCUCAGCACCCGGGUCACUAGCUACACAUGAGUCCGCAUCAUGAAUGAACAGCAUAUGCAUCUCUGAUUCCUACUCUACAGUCUCCCGAAAAGAAAAACGACAAGCCAAAGUGGAAAAAUCAGACGUUAAGCUUGAUAUUUGAGACGAGUGUGGCAAUGACAUCAUUUUAAUAUUUGUAGAGUCCGAGUCAGUCUUUUGAAAAGAACUGAGAUGCCUGUACGCUACCGCUGGCGCUUUUAUAGUAAGUAUGUUGAUGACUGACAUAUAUGAAAGAAAAACAUAGCUAGAAUAUUGCAGGACGCGAGCCGACGUCACUGCAUCACUCGCCCUUCAAGCUGUCCAUUUUAGCUUGUGCUCGGACGUAUCACUCACUCUCUGUAGUUAAUUUCGAAUAACCUGAUCCUUCGCUCACUUAUCUCAUCAGAUCUCUCUUGCGCCUAGAUGGCAAAGCAAAAACUUGAACAGAGGCUUGGCGAGAUAUACACAUCAUCUCCGCUUUAUCUGCGCAAUUUGUUCGGUUUCCUGCGCUCCGGCACUCGACCUACAAACGCGCCCCCAUCAAUUCAGCUCCGGCCCCGGCGUUUAAACUUGAAUUUGAGCUUGAGCUUACUUCCCGUAAAACUUUCCAGGCAUCCCGUCGUCGUAGCCCCUUGCCGUGAGGAAGACAGAUACGGCAUGACCCACGAGACUGACGCAGAAGCAGAAGAGGCUAUGCGACGUACGAACAGCAACACAGCCAACAGUUCAACACAGCAAGGACAAGUUGUAGCAGGGCCACAAGGGUCCUGCGGACGACCAGCACAGAUCCUUCCAUCGGGUUAUCAUGGAGGCCAUUGUGGUGCUUCUGCGAAAACAUUCCUCGACGCACACGAGUCAACGCAAGCACUUGAGGACGGAAGAGCGGAUGUAGUGGAGGAUUCGAUGGUGAAUCGGGGAGCACAAAACGCUAACGCACAAGAUAACAGUUCCGCAAAUCCAAGAGCGUCUCAGAUCGCACAGAUGAUCACGAACGAUAAUUUCUUCGGCAAGGCUGACACAUCGGAAGAGCAAGGGAAACCGGAUAAUAGACAGGGAGCGGUGGAAGGUGGACGACGAGGAAAUCUUGAUAGGGUACUCCAGAAUGCCGAGAAAUGGUAG
Molecule: messenger RNA, 1153 nt
Organism: Suillus subaureus
Lineage: Eukaryota; Fungi; Basidiomycota; Agaricomycetes; Boletales; Suillaceae
Exons: 6
Coding region: 458-1153 (231 amino acids)
Source: RefSeq, a predicted model, not a curated record